UGCCAAGAUUGCCAAGCCGACACUUUCCCGCCAAUAAUUGUAAGGGAGACUUCUCAAGUACAGUGUCAGUAAAUUAACGAUGGAGACGUGCACGUUUUUGGGCGCCAAGUUAUCCCGGAACAUAUAAGAAACGUCAAAAAAAAGAGUAGUAGUAAUAGAUCAGUAGAAUUAAUCAAUCGUCUAUGCUGUUUAUUGCCAUUUAUUUCGCCCGGCUAUUGUUUUGUUCUGCUAAACUUUAUUGUAGCUUCUCAGCUUUAGGUACAACGUAGUAAUAACUUCUUUUCAAAGUGAACCACGAUUGUUGCGAACUCGGAAACUCUUUUAAUUAUCAAUAUGUUGAGCGUGGCCCAAGCAGUACGACAUUCAGAAACACCGGGAUCAGCGUCUCAACAUUCGAUGUUGGGGCGAUCUUGGUCUUCGGACAGAUCCAAUUUGCUCAAGCGUAGGAAGACAGACUCAGAUUGUUAUGUUGAUGAGAAAAAGCUGAACGAUAAUUCUGUAGAUAUUUUGAGUCAACAUCUUAUAUUUAAUAGUGCUGAAAUAACAUUGACUCCUAUUCCUAAAAAUAGUCCAAACAUUAAAGAUCUUCUUCACAGAAAAAUAAAAACAGGAUCAGAGAUUGAAAAGGAACAAGGCGUUAUUGACAAUCAAGUUCAGGAGGAAAAGAGUAGUAAUAGAAUAUUAUCAAAAGUACCACCACAGUAUCGAUCCAUUUUAGAAAAUAACGAAGAAAUUCAAUUAACAACUCUCGGUUCUAAUGAACAUGUACAAUUUAAAAAUCAAAAGAAAACCACCAGCUAUCACGUUGAAAACAAUCAACUGCUAGACUCUGAUAAAGUUAAUAAAUAUAAAAUUGUAGAGCAAGAUGAAAGGAGCAUGCUUAAUACUAAUAUUAACUUUUCUGAAGUAACAAUUAAACAUCCUUUUAAUAAAUCAGAACAUAAUGGUUCUUCAAUGCCUAAUAGUCCAAAAAUUAGUACUAGAUCACAAACUAAACUUGAUCGGGCUAGAGAUUUCUUGAAGAAAAAGGAAGUCUUUCAAAAUCAAAGGCCAGAAGCAAAUUUAAAUGCAACUAGUAAUACCUUCAAUCCUGAUGUGAAAUACAAUCAAAUAAAAUCUCAUAAUAAUUUUAGUGUUAAUAAAUGCAAAAGAGUCAAUUCACCAAUUGUUGUUGAAGAACUAGAUGAAGCAUCUCAAGAUUUUACAGAUUAUGAACCUUUCAAUAUUGGUAUUCCUUGUGAAACAUAUUAUCCAAAUAUUAAAGAACGGCCUCAUUAUACAACAGGAUUUCCAAACCCAGCUGGUGAAAAUAGAUGUUGGACUAAUGCUACAUUACAGGCAUUAUUUGCAUUGCCUAUACUUGAUAAAUUAGAUUCAUUAUAUUUUUCUGAAUGUUCAAAACUAAUGUCAUCACUUAUAAAUAUACAAAAAUUAUGGAGAAAAGGAAUCACGAAUCGUACUUUUGACAAUGUCUUUAAUACUUUCAAGGAAGAAUUGUCAUCAUUGGAUGAACUAUAUUCCUCUAGAGCCCAGCAAGAUGUUUCUGAAUUCGUUAUGAAUUUAUUGAAUUUCAUAGGAAGUGAAUUUGAAGCUGCAAUUAAAAAGAAUUCUCACCAAAAUGAAAUUGAAAAUAUACCCAAUAAUGAACAAGAUUCAACAUCAAAAUUGCAAAGUAUUUAUGACAUAAAUAAGAGAUUACCUUUAUCUGAUAUCUCUGCUGUUGCAGGACAAGUCAAAAGCAAUUGUAUUACAGUAUCUAAUAAUAACCAAGAAAAUAUCUUUGAAGUGAAACAUAAUGUGGAAAUAAAAAGUAUCAACCAAAAUGAAGUAGAAAAAUGUCGUAAUCCUAUCAAUGAAUAUUUCUCAUCAUACAUGAUGGAAAAAUACGUUUGCGAUUGUUGCUUGAAACAGCGAUCGCAAAAAGUUGAGAAUUUAAUGUUGUUCAUUGAUUUACCUUCUGAAGACUAUAGCGAUUCUGUUAAUUUGAUAGAUAUGAUAAAUAAAACUUUUGCCAAAGAGCAAAGGAGCAUGACGUGCGAAUCGUGUAGACAUGACGCACAUACUAUGGAAAGCAAAUUUAAGAAGCUUCCUAAAAUUCUUAUACUACAAGUAAAACGAUAUGAAAUGACAAGUGAAGGAAUAUUGAUGAAAAAAUCUACUUGUGUUCAUAUUCCAAGGCUUCUCAAAUUGGACUCUCUUGUUAUUAAUAAUUGUCAAGAUGUUGAAUACAGUCCAGAAUUUGAGCCUGUUGGUAUAAUUUCACAUAUUGGGGACAGUAUUAAUUCUGGACAUUACAUAAGUUUUGUUAAACAUCAUGAGCAAUGGUUUUAUUACGAUGAUAUGAAUGUCUCUAUAUUAUCUGCAGAUGAAGUUUUCAAAAACAUUCAAAAUAAUGCUUAUGUAAUUUUUUUUCAAGAUACUAAACUAAACCGACCUAUAGAUUUAAUUGACGAGCAGAUCGAAAAAAAUAAUGUUUGUUAACGUGUAAUAUAAUAACAUUGAUUUUACAUUUGCUAUUUAAUUCUUGUGCAUAAAAUUUCACUAUUAUAGAAAAACGACUACAGUUAUAAGUUAUGUCUAUAUGACGCAGUUCAUUGAACUGAAAAUAACAAAAAAAAAAUUAGAGGAUUAUUUUAUUUAUUAAAAUAUUUUUAUGCCUGUACAAAGUUGAAUUUAAAUUUAUCGUCAAUCUAAUCGUCCUACAUUUAAGAAAACUUGAUUUCUCUUAUGGUUGCUUUCAACAAAAAAGGACUUUUUCUCUGUUGUAUAAUAUCUAUAUUAUAGGCCUUACAAGAAAAUAUUUUUAUAUGUGAUUUUAUACGAGUGACCUUAUAAUGUGCAAAGUAUAUAUUACCAAUCGUUUAAGUGUUAUAAAAAAAGAAGUAUAGUCAAUCAAGGAACAUUAACGUUCCAUUUUCAAUGCGUUUCAUGCAGGAUCAAUAUUUAUCCAUGUGAGAUAAAUCAAAGUGCAACAUUUUUUGUAUUAGACUUUGUAUUUUUUUUUUGGUGUA
This is a messenger RNA of Phymastichus coffea, 3011 nucleotides long. RefSeq lists its product as uncharacterized. The transcript is spliced from 5 exons. Gene Ontology annotation, molecular function: cysteine-type deubiquitinase activity; cysteine-type endopeptidase activity. The record is from RefSeq and is a predicted model, not a curated record. Gene Ontology annotation, cellular component: nucleus; cytosol. Gene Ontology annotation, biological process: protein deubiquitination. Lineage: Eukaryota; Metazoa; Arthropoda; Insecta; Hymenoptera; Eulophidae. Bases 334 to 2481 code for a protein of 715 amino acids.